AUUUAUUGCUCCCCGGUUUUCACAAAGGCUCGCUCCACGGCAGAAAUAUCCCGCCCAAUCAUCUAGGAACGGGCCUAAACUUGCAGAUCGGGGUCUACGAGGUCAGAGGUGACAAUCGGUCAUUGCCCCCGUUGGAGGUCGAGGAAAAAGAAAUGGUCCGGCGUCGUCUUCCUGAGGGAGGAAUAAAACCCACGCCCCUCCUCGCGUGCUGGGACACAUAUAAAACUUCAAGACUUGAACAUCUGAGCAGACAGAUGAUCUGACCGUUUCCUUGUACUUUUAUUUAUAAGCCGAGACCUUGACAAACCAAGACCUUGAACAUUGAUCGCGCCGGCGGCGAUCAACAAGCACCUUAGUCUCCCGUAUCCGCUCCAUUCUCUCCCCAUAACCCCCAACCCAUCCGUAUAAAUGGGCCACUCGAACUCCUUGUCCCUCGACCGAGCCGGUCUCGAGUCAGGCAGCCAAAGCGCAAAACGCCAAAAGCUGACGCCGCCGACCGAACAGGGCGAGAACGGCAGCGGCAGCAGCACCACCACCACCACCACCACCACCACUAACGGCGCCGCGGCGGCGGCGGCCGCCGCCUCCACCGACGGGAACAUGCCUCUCCGGGGCAAGGUAUUCACCAUCACGGGCGGGGCGAGCGGGAUCGGGCUGGCGACGGCCAAGGUGCUAUCGCGGCGGGGCGCGGCUGUGGCCAUCGCCGACGUGGACCCGGAGGCGAUGAAGGGGGCCGACGCGUACUUCUCGGGCCUGGGGGUGCCGUACUCGAUCACGAGGGUGGACGUGUCGCGGCGGGCCGAAGUGGACGGCUGGAUCGGCGGCGUCGUGGAAAGGUUCGGCCGGCUCGACGGCGCCGCCAACGUGGCGGGCGUCAUCGGCAGGUCGCAUGGCACGGCGUCAGUCGCCGAGCUGGACGACGCAGACUGGGACAGGAUCAUCGCCGUCAACCUGACGGGGAUGAUGUACUGCCUGCGGGCGCAGCUGAGGAAGGUCGUCGAUGGGGGAUCGAUCGUGAAUACUUCCUCGAUUCACGGGUUGAAAGGGUUCGCAAACCACAGUGCCUACGAUGCGAGCAAGCACGGGGUGAUCGGCCUCACCAAGGCAGCCGCCCUGGAGAAUGGGGCCCGGGAGGUACGCGUCAAUGCCGUUGCCCCUGGCGCCAUCUACACGCCGUUGAUGCAGAAGAACUGGGACCUUGUCGGCCGGCCCGCGGACGCGCCCUUCAAUGACCCCAGCGCGUUCCAGAGACAAGGAACGGCGGAGGAGGCGGCUAAUGUCAUCGCCUUCUUGCUCGGCCCGGAAAGCACGUUUGUGAGCGGGAGCGUCUACGCCAUCGACGGGGCCUGGGUAUAAUGGCGUCCCUGCGGUCGGGUCAGGGGCGGAUUUGAUAAGAACACUGGUUGGGUUGGGUUGAGUUGGAGAGUUAGAGCUCUGCAUCCACGGCACAUGGCAUUUGAUAAUCCGGCAGAGCG
Molecule: messenger RNA, 1475 nt
Organism: Phialemonium atrogriseum
Lineage: Eukaryota; Fungi; Ascomycota; Sordariomycetes; Cephalothecales; Cephalothecaceae
Product: 3-oxoacyl-acyl-carrier reductase
Exons: 2
Coding region: 409-1356 (315 amino acids)
Source: RefSeq, a predicted model, not a curated record